AUGACGGGCAAGAGCCUUUUGGCAUGGCUCGCCUUUGGCUUCAGUCUUACCUCUAUUGGCGUACACGCCCAGCAGUCUGAGUCGUUCACUGAUUCCAAAACAGGAAUUACAUACCAACAAGUUACCCAGGGUGACUACACUUUCGGUAUCGCCCUCUCUGAAACCUCUUCUACCGAUUUCAUUGGCCGGCUCAGUGCCCAGACCAAAGGAUGGGCAGGCGUAUCACUCGGCGGUCGCAUGAGUGGGAGCGUCAUGGUCGUUGCUUGGCCGAAUGAAGGCAGCAUUGUGUCGUCGCUACGCAAAGCAACCGGCUACUCAAGCCCUGCUGUUUUCACUGGCACUGGGUCAUUGAAGCCUAUACCUGCCGGCAACUCUAUUGACGACACGUCAUUCACCUAUACGUUCCUAUGUGAGGGCUGUCUCCAAACUGAUGGCAGCACUUUUGCGGCGGAUGCUUCGUCGGCCAACAUUGGCUAUGGCCUCGCGGCCUCGGCGGUCAGCUCGCCCUCGUCACCUUCUUCCGCUCUUGGCUUUCACUCUUCAGGCUUCGGUCUGUUCGGGGUAGAUAUUGCCGCUGCGAGAUCAUCAAAGUUUGCCGAAUGGGCCGCCCAAGCUGAGGACCCCGACUCACCCGGCGACCCCGGCGGCCCUCCUGGAGGUGGAAACGGAACAGUCCCCAUCUCUAACUCGACUUACGACUAUAUAGUUGUAGGUGGCGGUCCUGCUGGUCUCAUUGCAUCACAGCGUCUGACAGAGACCGGCCGCUCCGUUCUGCUCAUUGAGCGCGGCAAGGCUUCCACCGCGUCAAGCGGAGGCACGCGGUUUGUUCCGUUCAACGAUAGUCUCACGUAUUACGACGUCCCCGGGGUUUUCUACUCUCUGGCUACUGCUACGCAGGGAGAGGGAUAUUGCACAGACACGGCCGCCAUUGCUGGGUGCAUUCUCGGUGGAGGCGGCUCCGUCAACGGUCUUGCAUUCAUCCGCCCUCCCACCUGGGACUUUGAUGACCAUUGGCCCGAGGGAUGGAAAUGGUCAGACGUCGAAGCCGCAUCCGAGAGACUUUAUUCCAGAAACCCAGGGACAACAUCACCAUCCCGUGACGGCAAAUGGUACGAUAAUGAGGUUACCGAUGUGAUGGGCCCCUGGCUCGAGAGCAAUGGCUGGAAUCGAUCUGAUAGCAUCUUGGACACCGAUGACAAGAUUAAAUCUUUUGGCCCUCCUUCAAUUAACGUCGCUAACGGUCUCCGUGCCGGUCCCAUCCAAACCUAUCUACCCUUAGCCCAGGCAACUGGAAGAUUUAAGCUUGAACUUAAUAUGAAGGUCAUCAGAGUGAUUCGUACUGGAUCUACCAUGACUGGCGUCGAAGUGGAGACAGCGAGCGGCCGACUGAUCAUCAACUUGAAACCGGGAGGUAGUGUUGUCCUUGCUGCCGGCGUCAUGUCCACUCCCAGAGUCCUCUUCAACUCAGGCAUUGGCCCUGCGGAGCAAAUAAACAUCGUCAAGUCGGGCUCGGCUAGUGUCACACUCCCGCCUGAGAACGAGUGGAUCGAGCUUCCUGUCGGCAAAGUGAUCAAAGAUCAUUCGCGUUAUCAGAUCACUUUCAAUGUGACCAACGGUUUGACCACAUACAGUCAGGACCAGCUAGUACACCCUUCAGAAGCGGACGAGAAGCUCUUCAAUGCGGGUUCGGGUGUUCUUACUCAGUCUUUCCAACGCCUGGAUGCUUGGAGACGGGUCACCACAACGGAUGGCCACAACAUCAUGUUCCAAUCGUACUGCAACUCCAACGCCAAUGGCACGGUCACAUGUGGUCUGAUGAUGACUCACGGGUUGACUUCAGUAGGCACGCUCGGAAUCGAUGGUACUGGCACCACACUCUUUACCAAAGAGCCCUGGACGAACACUGAUACUGACCGGGAGGCAUGGGCCCUCUUUAUCAACGAGCUUUUAGACAUGGCUCGUAAACCUGACAGCCCGCUCGUCUUCUCUGGUGGUUCUAAUGCCACAGCUGAUGUUCUUCUUAGCACUCCUGUCCAGCCUGGCAUCCAUAUGGUCGCAAGUGCUAAGAUGGGCACCGAUGAUGGCCGUUCAAAUGGCACAGCAGUUGUCGAUCUGGACACUAAGGUGUACGGAACCGACAAUUUGUUCGUGGUUGAUGCAUCCUUCCACCCUGACCUUCCUACUGGGAACACUCAAGCUAUCGUCAUGGUCGCUGCUGAACGUGCGGUAGAGAGAAUUAUUACGCUUCAAAGCAGUGGCUGCUCGCAGCGGAAGAAACGGGCUGUUUAUUUGAGUCCUUGA
Clonostachys rhizophaga is the source of this 2301-nucleotide messenger RNA. The record is from the annotation of a GenBank genome assembly. Lineage: Eukaryota; Fungi; Ascomycota; Sordariomycetes; Hypocreales; Bionectriaceae.